This is a messenger RNA of Poeciliopsis prolifica (blackstripe livebearer), 2439 nucleotides long. Its product is annotated as extracellular calcium-sensing receptor-like. The record is from RefSeq and is a predicted model, not a curated record. Gene Ontology annotation, biological process: G protein-coupled receptor signaling pathway. Gene Ontology annotation, cellular component: membrane. The coding region runs from base 181 to 2439 and encodes 752 amino acids. NCBI's taxonomy places the organism in Eukaryota, Metazoa, Chordata, Actinopteri, Cyprinodontiformes, Poeciliidae. The transcript is spliced from 6 exons. Gene Ontology annotation, molecular function: G protein-coupled receptor activity.
CUCUGCCAGAUACGGGGACAUCCAGAAUUUCCUCUUCUGUCUCAAGAUGGAGAUGUGACGAUUGGAGGUGUUUUUUCAAUCCACAGCAAAAUCACACAACCUUCACUUUCCUUUACAGAAAGACCAACAACACUGGAGUGCACUGGUAUUAACCUAAGGGAGUUUCGCUUUGCUCAGACAAUGAUUUUUGCUAUUCAGGAAAUUAAUAAAAAUGAGGAUAUUCUUGGGAAUAUAUCAAUUGGAUACAGAAUUUAUGACAACUGUGGGUCGACAUUAUCCUCGAUGCGUGCAGCGAUGGCUCUGAUGAACGGCCAUGAGCUGACUUUGGGAAAUAGCUGCUCUGGUCAGUCGGCGGUUCAUGCAAUUAUUGGAGAGUCUGAAUCUUCUUCAACCAUUGUCCUUUCUCGCACUACUGGACCAUUUCAAAUUCCAGUGAUAAGUCAUUCUGCCACAUGCGAGUGUUUGAGCAGUAGGAAGGAGUAUCCCUCUUUUUUUCGAACCAUUGCAAGUGAUCUUUAUCAAAGCCGUGCUCUUGCACAGCUUGUCAAACACUUUGGCUGGACCUGGGUCGGAGCAGUCAACAGUGACAGUGAUUACGGCAACAAUGGGAUGGCCAUCUUCCUUUCUGCGGCCCAAGAGGAAGGAGUUUGUGUGGAGUACACAGAGAAAUUUGACAGAGCAGAGCCAGAGAAACUACUGAAGGUGGUAGAAGUGAUCAGAAAGAGCACAGCUCGAGUAAUUGUUGGCUUUCUUGCUCAUGUGGAAAUGAAUAACCUGCUAGAGCAGUUGAGUCUCCACAACAUCACGGGACGGCAGUUCAUUGGCGUGGAGGCCUGGAUCACUGCGGACAGCCUUGUGACUCCCACCAGCUUUAGUGUGCUGGGAGGUGCACUCGGCUUUGCAGUGCAAAAGGCCAAUAUCAGUGGCCUGGAGGAUUUUCUAGUUAGAGAUUUCUGGAAAACUCAAUUCCUGUGCAAUGAGGCAAACAUGGAGACCAGUCAAAACCCUUGCAAAGCCAGUCAGGAUUUAAUGGAGCUCAGCGAUAAGGAUGAUGAUGUGGAAGAGCUAAGGUACUCCACUAACAUCUAUAAAGCCGUCUAUGCCAUAUCACAUUCUCUGCACACAGUCUUGAAGUGUUCAGAGGGACAAGGAUGUCAAAAAAUGGUAGAAAUUAAGCCAUGGGAGGUAGUAGAGGCUCUAAAGAACGUGAACUUUACUGUCAAGAAUGGGGACAGAGUGCGGUUUGAUCAAACUGGAGCUGCCGUUGCCAGGUAUGAGGUGGUGAACUGGCAACGUGGAACAGAUGGAUCUGUUCAGUUCAGACCUGUUGGCUACUAUGAUGCUUCACUACCGUCUGGCAAGAGGUUUAUUCUUAACACAGACGCCAUUAUGGCCAGGGGGACAAAAGAGCCACCUGUGUCAGUUUGCAGUGAAAGCUGUCGACCAGGAACCCAUAAAGUCCUUCAAAAAGGAAAACCCGUUUGCUGCUUUGACUGUGUGCCGUGUCCAGUUGGAGAAUUUAGCAACACGACAGAUUCUAUUGGCUGCAAAAAAUGCCCUGAAGCAUUUUGGUCCAAUCAAAACAGAGAUGCAUGUUUACCAAAAGAAAUUGAGUUUCUCUCUUUUACUGAAGUUAUGGGCAAGAUACUGAUAUUUUUCACUUUGUUCGGUGUUGUGCUAACUUUAAUAGUAGCGACACUGUUUUUAGUCAACAAGGACACUCCACUGGUGAAAGCAAACAACUCUGAGCUCAGCUUCCUGUUGCUGUUCUCCUUGUCUCUGUGUUUCUUGUGUUCUCUAACCUUUAUUGGCCAGCCCACUGAGUGGUCCUGCAUGCUGCGGCACACAGCGUUCGGCAUCACCUUCGUCCUCUGCAUCUCUUGUAUUCUUGGGAAAACUAUCGUGGUUCUAAUGGCCUUUAAAGCCACACUUCCAGGCAGCAAUGUGAUGAAAUGGUUUGGGCCUGCACAGCAGAGACUCACUGUUUUGUUUUUCACGUUUGUACAGGUCAUAAUUUGCAUCCUCUGGUUAACAAUAAAUCCCCCCUUUCCUUUAAAAAACUUCAAGUACUAUUUGGAGAAAAUCAUCCUUGAAUGCGCUCUGGGAUCACCUGUUGGCUUUUGGGCUGUGUUGGGAUACGUUGGACUCUUGGCCUUGCUAUGUUUUGUCCUUGCUUUCUUAGCCAGGAAGCUGCCAGAUACCUUCAAUGAGGCCAAACACAUCACCUUCAGUAUGUUAAUUUUCUGUGCCGUCUGGAUCACCUUCAUCCCAGCUUAUGUCAGCUCUCCUGGAAAUCUCACGGUAGCUGUGGAGAUAUUUGCUAUUCUAGCGUCAAGUUAUGGGAUACUGUUUUGUAUAUUUGCACCAAAAUGUUUUAUCCUUGUCCUGAGGCCUGAGCUGAACACAAAGAAACACCUGCUGGGAAAAACACAACACUAG